This is a messenger RNA of Sorex fumeus (smoky shrew), 6489 nucleotides long. It is a transcript of the gene ITGB1, whose product is annotated as integrin subunit beta 1. Gene Ontology annotation, molecular function: laminin binding; integrin binding; C-X3-C chemokine binding. Lineage: Eukaryota; Metazoa; Chordata; Mammalia; Eulipotyphla; Soricidae. Gene Ontology annotation, cellular component: cell surface; integrin complex; focal adhesion. Gene Ontology annotation, biological process: integrin-mediated signaling pathway; cell-matrix adhesion; cell migration. The coding region runs from base 110 to 2515 and encodes 801 amino acids. The record is from RefSeq and is a predicted model, not a curated record. The transcript has 17 exons.
CGAGGAGGAGGAGCCGGCGAGGGCCGCGCCUGGGAUCCCUGAGGCCGAGGGCGAGCCGCGGAGCUGCAGGCCCGAGCUGAGCGCGCCGGGGCCUGGAGGGCCGGACAAGAUGAAUUUGCAACUGAUCAUCUGGAUUGGACUGAGCAGUUCAAUUUGCUGUGUACUUGGCCAAACAGAUGAAAAUAAAUGUUUAAAGGCAAAUGCCAAAUCAUGCGGUGAUUGUAUACAAGCAGGGCCAAAUUGUGGAUGGUGUACAAAUUCAACAUUUUUACAAGAAGGAAUGCCCACUUCUGCACGAUGUGAUGACUUAGAAGCCUUAAAAAAGAAGGGUUGCCACCCAGAUGACAUAGAAAAUCCCAGAGGCUCCAAAAAGAUAAAGAAAAACAAAAAUGUGACUAACCGUAGCAAAGGCACAGCAGAGAAGCUCCUCCCUGAAGACAUCACUCAGAUACAACCACAGCAGCUGGUCUUGCAGUUACGGUCAGGGGAGCCUCAGACAUUCAAAUUAAAAUUCAAGAGAGCAGAAGACUAUCCUAUUGAUCUCUACUACCUGAUGGACCUCUCGUACUCUAUGAAAGAUGAUUUGGAGAAUGUGAAAAGUCUCGGGACGGAUCUGAUGAAUGAAAUGAGGAGGAUUACUUCAGACUUCCGGAUUGGGUUUGGAUCAUUUGUAGAGAAAACUGUGAUGCCUUAUAUUAGUACAACACCAGCUAAGCUCAGGAACCCUUGCACAAGUGAACAGAACUGCACCAGCCCAUUUAGCUACAAAAAUGUGCUUAGUCUUACUGAUAAAGGAGAAGUAUUUAAUGAACUUGUUGGUAAACAACGCAUAUCUGGAAAUUUGGAUUCCCCAGAAGGAGGCUUUGAUGCAAUUAUGCAAGUUGCAGUUUGCGGAUCCUUGAUUGGCUGGCGGAAUGUUACCCGGCUGCUAGUAUUCUCUACAGAUGCUGGCUUUCAUUUUGCUGGAGAUGGAAAGCUUGGGGGUAUUGUUUUGCCAAAUGAUGGUCAGUGCCACCUCGAAAAUGAUGUGUACACAAUGAGUCAUUACUAUGAUUACCCUUCUAUUGCUCACCUUGUCCAAAAGCUUAGUGAAAAUAACAUCCAGACAAUUUUUGCAGUCACUGAGGAAUUUCAGCCUGUUUACAAGGAAUUGAAAAAUUUGAUCCCUAAAUCAGCAGUAGGAACAUUAUCUGCAAAUUCUAGCAAUGUCAUUCAGUUGAUCAUUGAUGCAUACAAUUCUCUUUCCUCAGAAGUCAUUCUGGAAAACAGUAAGUUACCAGAAGGAGUGAAAAUAAGUUACAAGUCGUACUGUAAAAAUGGAGUGAAUGGGACUGGGGAAAAUGGAAGGAAAUGCUCCAAUAUUUCCAUUGGAGAUGAGGUUCAAUUUGAAAUAAACAUAACUUCAGAUAAAUGCCCAAGUAAGAAUCCUGAAACAAUUAAAAUUAAGCCUCUGGGCUUCACUGAAGAGGUAGAGAUUAUUCUUCACUUCAUCUGUAAUUGUGAAUGUGAAAAGGAAGGCAUCCCUCAUAGUCCAAAGUGUCAUGACGGAAAUGGAACUUUCGAAUGUGGAGCUUGCAGGUGCGACGAGGGACGUGUUGGUAGACACUGUGAAUGUAGCACUGAUGAAGUGAACAGUGAAGAUAUGGAUGCUUACUGCAGGAAAGAGAACAGUUCAGAAAUCUGUAGUAACAGCGGAGAGUGUGUCUGCGGACAGUGUGUGUGUCGGAAGAGGGAUAAUACGAAUGAAAUUUAUUCUGGCAAAUUCUGCGAGUGUGAUAAUUUCAACUGUGAUAGGUCCAAUGGCUUAAUAUGUGGAGGGAAUGGUGUUUGCAAGUGUCGGGUGUGUGAAUGCAACCCCAACUACACUGGCAGUGCGUGUGACUGUUCUUUGGAUACUACUUCAUGCAUGGCCACAAAUGGACAGAUCUGCAAUGGCCGAGGCAUCUGCGAGUGUGGUGCCUGUAAAUGUACAGACCCGAAGUUUCAAGGACCAACAUGUGAGAUGUGUCAAACCUGCCUUGGUGUCUGUGCUGAGCAUAAGGAAUGUGUCCAGUGCAGAGCCUUCAAUAAAGGAGAAAAGAAAGACACGUGUGCACAAGAGUGCUCACAUUUUAACAUUACCAAGGUGGAAAAUCGGGACAAAUUACCUCAGCCUGGCCAGUUUGACCCGCUCUCCCACUGUAAGGAGAAGGAUGUUGACGACUGCUGGUUCUAUUUCACAUACUCAGUGAAUGGGAACAACGAGGCCAUUGUCCAUGUUGUGGAGACUCCAGAGUGUCCCACUGGACCAGACAUCAUCCCAAUUGUAGCAGGUGUGGUUGCUGGAAUUGUUCUUAUUGGCCUUGCGUUGCUGCUGAUAUGGAAGCUUUUAAUGAUAAUUCACGAUAGAAGGGAAUUUGCCAAAUUUGAAAAGGAAAAAAUGAAUGCCAAAUGGGACACGCAAGAAAAUCCGAUUUACAAGAGUCCUAUUAAUAAUUUCAAGAAUCCAAACUAUGGACGUAAAGCUCGUCUCUAAAUUGCCGGUGAAAAUCCUAUCUAUAAGAGCGCCGUGACAACUGUCGUCAAUCCGAAGUAUGAGGGAAAAUGAGCAAUACCUGUGCAAAUUUCUCAACACUGAAUGAAGAGUAGAAAUUUUCAUAGUCACAGUUAGGUAGCUUUAGGGCAAUAUUGCCGAGUUUUGAAAAUGUACAAUAUGUAUAAUUUAAAAGACUUUUAUUAUUUUGAAAAUAAUGUUAUAAUCAAUGCCAGGGACUGACAAAAGACUUGAGACAAGAUGGUUAAUCCUUGUCAGCUAAGGUCACAUUGUGCCUUUUUGACCUUUUUCUUCCUGGACUAUUAAAAGUCAAGAUGUUAAGAUUUACUUAAUCUUGGUAACUUUUAUGCCUUCUCUUUUAAAAUUGAAACCUUAGGUAAAGUUAAAACCUUGGGUAAACUCCUUGGAGCAGUUAUUGCAAAAAUAUCUCUGAUUUAGCGUUAUUCACAUAAAGGCCUUAAUUUGUGGAAUACUUAUUGAAUUAGGGACCUUGGGGUUGAAUUUUCUUUGUUUUCGAUUCAUUUAUUUUAUGUAAAGCCUGGUGCUUUUUUUUUUUAUUAUUAUUAUCACUUUAUCUAAUCUUUUAAUGUAUUGUUUGUAAUUUGGGUGUGAGACUUUUAGUGCUAUUCCUUUGAUGUUUUGGCUGUAAAUUUGCCUUUCAGAAACAUGUGAAGUGUUGGUUCUUCAGCAGCUCUCACUUAUAUUGCUCUCAAGCUAGUGCCCUAACAGACCACUGUAGAUUUCUCACUGCUUGUCUUACCCAUUUUAUUUCCUUUUAGUCACAUUUUUGUUUAAAGUGCCUUUUAGUUUUAAUAGUUCACUUUUUACAAUGCUGUUUACUGAAGUUAUUUAUUAAAUAAAAUACCUAAAAUAUUUAAAUGGUAUGUUUUUGCUCUAUAAUAUUUUGCAAGUCAUGCAUAAAAUUAUUUUUUUGCAUAACAUUUUUAUAGCUUAAAGAGACUGAUGAAAAAUAUAUUUCUUAAGAAAAUAGGGCUGGGAACACGAGACACAGAGAGAGGGAUGCAUUGAAAAGCCUUUUUAGAUUAUCUUUGGAUUUUUUUAAUUGAUACUGAGUAAAAAAAUUGGCACCCCUCACACAUACUCAUGUGCCAGGAGAUAGGGAUCUUCUUAUUUUAAGCAGAACUAACUCUAUGACUAUCACUUUAGAGUUUCAGCCAAAGACUGCAAGGCCUGCACUUUCUUUGGUUUGGUUUAGUUUUGGGGCCACACCGGUGGUGCUCAGGGCUCACGCUGGCCAUACUCGGGGGACUAUAUGUGGUGCCACGGAUUGAAUCUGGGUCAGCUCCACACAACACAAAUGCCCUACCUGCUGUACUGUCACUCAGGCCCAUCUGCAAGUUCUAUAUUCUGUUUAAGGUACAAAGGAUUGUUGUUUUGAUAAAAUUUCAUUUUCAUGUGAUUUGGAUUUUUGUUACUAUAGAUUUACAAUACUUAUAUAUAAUCUGCAAAAAUACAUAAAGCUUAUUAAAAGAAAUGUGUGCUCUUUUAGAACAUAUAGCAAAUACCAGACUGAUUUGCGGGAGAGGACUAUUAUAAGUUUUUACUUUACUAUUUUCUUACAUUUACAGUGCCUCUUUCCAGUUUUAAAAAUCAAUAUCCAUUUCAUUUAUUUCAUUUAAGUAUAUUUCCUAGCUUAGAAUAACCUAUCCUUUAGUUAAGGUAAACAUUUCAACUAGUUUGUAAGUUGUUUGAGAAAAAUGAUCUUGUGCAUGUGACUCCUAAUCCUUUAUUUUCCAUUUCCUGUUACUCAUUAGUCGUACAUGUCUGUAACUCAUUUUACAUGCCUUAGUAGAUAAAACUAACAGAAUUGAAUUACAUAUUCUGCUCUGAAAGCUGACUUUUAUGGGUUUUUUUUUCAAUACUAUAUGAACAAAAUAUUUUCUAUGUAUAGUUUGUUUUUCCUGACACUGUGUCCUUGAGAAAUGAAAUGUGGUAAGUUUUUAGAUUUUAUAACAAUUUUCAAACAGGCUAUCUAAUUAUAGAAAUCCUUCUAUUUGAAAACUGGAAGAAUUGUGGAGGGCUUUUUCUGAUUGCCACUCUAGGCUGACAGUGGCAUAUAAAUAAUUUUUAGACUUAAAAUUGGAAAUUUCAGAAUAUGACUAGAUUUACAGUUAAAGUUGUUGAAGCUGUGUGGAACUUUUUCAUUAAAAUGCAUUUUGUUUUUCUAAACAGUUUAUUUUGACAUCUAGUGAAACUCUUCCCCCCAAAUGGAGACUCCUGGAACUGUUAAAAAUUUAUUCAGAUUCUCUACUAGGAAAAAUUUACAAAGUAUCAUGUUUUGUUCAUAUAUCACUUCAGAUAUCAGUAGUGGCAUAUUUUGAAGAUUCCCUGAUAUGUUACAGAGUUUCCUUGUUCCUUCUCAGUGUAUAAUUAUAAAUUUUUUCAAUAAAGAUGCCCAAAUAUGUAAGACUUUGUACUGCAAGAAUAGUUAAUCAUAAAUCUUUAAAAAAGAAAUCACUAACGUCAAGUUUAUUUUAACCUGGAGUUGGCAUUUCCUUCUUUGCUGUCCCCCUGAGAUGUAACCCUUAAAAGAGGCUACUUGCCUAUAGUUUAUGGCCCUUUUUCUUGGAGACUUAGAUAUUUCUUGCCUGGACCCUAAGUUCUUCAGAAAUAGUGACUCUGUAGGGCUGGAGAGAUAGGACAGCAGGUAGGGCAUUUGUCUCGCCUUUGGCUGACCCAUGUUUAGUUCCCAGGUGCCCACCAGGUGUAACCCCUGAGCACAGAGCCAGGAGUAAGCCCUGAGCACUGCUGGCUGUGCCCCAAAACCACCACCAACACCAUAAAAAAGGUAAUUAUGAAAUACUCAUAUAUUAGACAGUGUUAAUUAAGGAUGCAUUAUUAAUAGAAACACUAUUCAACAUAUUUAAAUCAUAAUUUAAUUCAUUAUUUGUAAUAGUUUAGAAGGCAGUGUGCAGAAAUCAGUGUUCUUGACUUAUUGAUAAUAGUGUUAUAUUAAUGAACUUACUGAUGGGUUAUUAUCAACAUUUAGGUUUCUUUCAAUAGCUAGCUAACUGCCUUCUUAGCAGCCAUUUAAAACACGACUUAAUCAUACUGCCCCAACAUUCCCAGUUCCAUUUUUCAGAUCUUCAAGCUUUCCACACACAUAUUUUGUUCUCAGUGCCCCUAGAUUUGAUAGCUCUAUGCUUAUAGGAAUUGGGGAGAGAAGGGGUUUGUUUUGUUUUGUGUUGGCGGUGCCAAGAAUCAAUCGAAGGCAUUACGCGUGGAAGGCAAAGUGCUCUACUACUGAGCCACACCCCUUAUCCCAGAAUCUGAGUGUUUGAUUCAUUACUGCAUCUUCAGAACCAUGUCUGACAGAACUCAACUGACCAACUUUCAAUUCAGAUUGAAGGGCUGGGCUUUUCAGAAAAGCAAAAGCUAACAGUUCGUUACUAAAAUGGUCCUUUAGAAAUAUGUAGAGGAGCCUGUGUUCUCCCUUGAACGCCAUCUUGAAAACAUUUCCCCACUUUCUCUUCUUCCAUAUCUUUCUAAGUAAGUUUCGUUCAACAAAAACUAUUUUAUUUUCAUUAAAAUAAAAGAAAUAUAGAGAGAAUUUAAGCUGAAUAAAAGGGAGGCAGAAAAUCAUAACAAGAAAAUACCAAAGUAUAAGCCUUCCUGGCUUUAAAAUAAAUAAUGAAAGUAUUGAAUCGAUCACUUAUAAACUUAUGGGUAAGUUUAUGGUGAGAUUGUGUCUCAGUCUUUUGUACAUAACAUUCAUUUCUUAUCAUUUGACAACAGUGACCCGAUUGGUUUUCAGGAUUGUUUGUUUUAAUUCAAACCUAACUAUGCAUUUAGUCUCUGAAAUGAAGGAACUUCAGGAUUUGCCUAUGUUACUGUCUUGCACCAGAAUUUUGAAUUGCCGUAUUCAGUGAACAAGAGGCACAUUAUUAUGAUUCUUGUGUAUUGUUUUAUACAAUAAAUGCUUUUUAAUCUUUAAA